Messenger RNA from Elaeis guineensis (African oil palm), 2674 nucleotides. NCBI's taxonomy places the organism in Eukaryota, Viridiplantae, Streptophyta, Magnoliopsida, Arecales, Arecaceae. The record is from RefSeq and is a predicted model, not a curated record.
UCUUAGCCUUUGCAGCAGGCCUUUCAAGACAACCAUGAUCGUUCUGGUGCACGGGUGGAAACAUGUACUUCUUAAGUUGCCAAAGGGCAAGGAGCCUUUUGUCGACAACCAAAGUAGUUUGGAUAACGUACUUCUUGCUCAAGAGAUCACGUAUCCUUACAAAAAGCUUCACAAAGACUAUUGGUAAUGGUGAUUAAAUUGGACACAUGAAGGGCGUACUGCUGCAUCAAACAAGACCAAGACAUGUUUCUUAACAUUUUAGCUUCCAUGAUAGACUCAUCUCUUGGCUAAAGAGCAACAUUGUGAACCCUUUUCUGUUUUAGUCAAUGAAGCUCUAGUCAAAUAGUUUGAAUCCUCCAAUAGUUUAAGAAAGGCAAGCUCUUUCCAGCAUUUCUGGUUAUCGAUACAAUGUCAAGAUGGCCUCACCGGGCCAAGGGCUCUGGUUUGACCACUGGUUAUAAACCACUCAACAUCCGCAAAAAAACAUAUUUUGUGUAUGCUAAGUGGUUUUAACGUAGAUUACAAUCGAGCUCGGUCAAGUCCAAUUUCAAAAUGCAACAAACACGAGUCUAUUUUGAACAGCUUGAUAUCUCGAUUAGAACCUGGUCAUCGAUUUUUACGCCUUUAAAGCCGUAUUCAAACAACUCACCACGACAGCUUUUAAGAUCAAGUCGGGCUCGUCUGCAUCAAUUCAAGUUUGACCAAGCCUAACAGGAGAGGAGCCAUUCCCGAGCUGGUUUAACCAAAUGACCAGCCUUCAUCCCUUCCGGGGUUUCUGCCUUACUGACUUCUGAGAACCAUCUUCCGCGCACGGCUCCAAAAUGAGAAGUCUCCCGCGAGACGCCGGGCGGGAAAGUUUGAAAAGUGGAACCCGCCAACAAUCUUAUAGAAAGGAUUUUCCCCCGAGGUCGCAUUUCCUCAGCCAUGGCGGAAACAUCCGAACAUCCAGCAGAGCGCGGCCUCUCCCCACUCAACCCUCUCGAUUCUGAGGUUUGUGGAGGUUCUUCUUAUCCGCUCUCCUUCCCUUCUCAGCCACCUGAUGUCAGGAACUGGUUCUCCAGCUACGAAUAUGAAUCCCCAGAGUGUUCUGGCCCGGCCCAAGAUCUUCAUAGCUUCGUACUGCCUGCAGGAGGAGGAGAAAUCCAGGGUCCAUUGGGAACUUCUAGAAAGAAGGCGGAAGUCCCCUCUACAGUUGAGGAUAAACAUCUGGCUGAAUCCCCUCUAAUCCUUGUACCUGAAGUCAUUCCAUCGAAAGAAAACCCAAAUCUAUUGCCAAAAGUUCUAAGAAAAUCCUCUGGGAAACAUGAUGAUACUGAAAAUGCUGACAGCAAUCUCAACCUUUUGAGAGUUGAUGAGAAGUUGGUUGAAGGCCAUGAGCAAUCUCCAAAGUGGAUACCUGCAAAGACCGAGUGCGAAGAGCAUGUUUCACAUCAACAAAAUUCAAGAGAGAUCGGUCCUAUUUCACCAAAAAUUGACACAGAUUUGGAGGUGGCAUAUGAAGUUCCUGGUGGAGAAGAGUUGCUCCCAAGAUGUAACGUUGGGAAGGAAGGUUUCAUUUCUGUCAAGACCAAGGAUAACACUAGCGGCAGCGGCGAAACAUUUCCAAGCAGCUUAAGUUUUAGGGUGAAGUAUGAAGACCCGAUUGCCGGUGAGGAGACGGUAAUUUGGGGAAUGCCAUCACAUGGAAAGAAGUACUGCUCAGAUAGAGAAAACCACAAAUUAAGUCCAUGCCAUGAGUUGUUUCAAGAAAAUGGUUUCCUUCCACUAAAGAGGAAACAGAAUUUACAGCAGCUAUUUGGAUUUGGUUUCCUCACAAAAUAUUCUGAAGAAGAAAACAACGAUCUUAUCUCAUCGAAAAUGUCUAAAAGCCCGGUCGGAGACCCGGAGUGCAGUCCGAAGGUGCUUUCUGAAAUGAGCGAGUGCAAAGAAAAUUUGGGUGCGGAGGAUUGGAGAAGAGAGGAUAACACAAGCUCUGCUGGUAAAAUAAAGGAAGACCAGAUUUCUCAGGAGAAAUGUUCAUUCUUGAGGUGUACCAAAGAAGAGCUAAAUGAAAAUGCUCCCACAAGCGGCUUUGUUUCUACAAAAAACAAGGAAAUUACACCUGAUGUUAGCUGCAACUUGCCACCAAAAUCAAUUUCAGCCAUGAAAUACAGGGGCAUUGCGUUUAGCAAUGGGAUGAUUAGGAGAGAAACCAAUGAACACCUGAUGAAUGGGGACUGCAAAUUUCUAGAGAACAAUGGGAAGUUGGGAUGGAAAGAAGCUCAAGACAGAAAAAGAAAUCCUUUAGCAGAUAAAACUAAUUUUCAAGCUGGAAUUGUAGCAAUGGCACCAGAGCUCCCUGGGAAAUGGCGGUGUCCUCGCAGGAGCAAGCCCUACAUGGGGCCUCAGCUGAAGCAACUACGGUUGGAACGUUGGGUCCAUCGAGCGACUUAGUACAAUUCUAUUACGUGGCUAGCAGUGUUUUUCUCCUCUGCAGGGCUGUGCAUCAGCCCAGCAGAAUACCGUGACAAUGACGCUUGGUGGCACACUGGCACUCACAAGAACCAUUGUCCCCUUCUUGCCUAGUGUUUGUAGAGCUCACAUUUGAGUCCCAAAAAAGAAUUGUCUUAUUUGUGUUAUCACGUGAUUCUAGCCUUUAAUUUUAAUCCAAGUAAGUACCCAAUUGGUUUGUGAA